Messenger RNA from Rotaria sp. Silwood1, 1062 nucleotides. NCBI's taxonomy places the organism in Eukaryota, Metazoa, Rotifera, Eurotatoria, Philodinida, Philodinidae. The record is from the annotation of a GenBank genome assembly.
AUGACACAAUCUUCUUCACAACAACUGUAUGUAGCUAACAUGACUGUUGAUGAAAUUGAACUAUUGAAAAAACUCGAAGAAGAGAAUCGACGUAUCGCAUAUGAUUUAAAGUCGCCUGUUAAUACAACUCAAGGAACUUUAGUAAAUACACGUUCACCUGAAUUACAUCAUAAACCAUUACGACAAGAUUCAGUUUCAAGUGAUUUAAGUAGUUUAACUAUUGAUAGUGAUGCUAAUGUUGAAAAUGAAUGGAGUGAAUGGAAUAAAAUAAUAAAUAAUUGGUCUGCUUAUAUGAGAAAAAAACCUCAAUGGAUUAAAGAUACAAUUCGAGCUGGUGUUCCAGUUCAUUUUCGUCCAUUACUUUGGCAAUGUUUAGCUAAAGUUAAUACAUCAACUGCUAAAGAAAAAUAUAUUGAUUAUAUGAAAAUGACAUCAUCAUGUGAAAAAGUUAUUCGAAGAGAUAUUUCACGAACAUAUCCUGAACAUGAAUUUUUCAAAGAAAAACAUGGUAUUGGUCAAGAAAGAUUAUUCAAUGUGAUCAAGGCUUAUUCAUUAUUUGAUCGAGAAGUUGGUUAUUGUCAAGGCAUUGGUUUUAUUGUUGGACUAUUACUUAUGCAUAUGCCUGAAGAAGAAGCUUUUGCUGUACUUGUAUCUAUAAUGCAAGAUUUUUCAAUGCGUGAUAUGUAUAAACCUGAUAUGUUUUGUUUGGGUCUUUGUAUGUAUCAACUUGAAUGUAUGAUUCAAGAAUUUUUACCAGAACUUUAUCGACAUUUUCAAGUCGAAAGUUUUAAUACUUCAAUGUAUGCUUCUAGUUGGUUUUUAACAUUAUUUACAACUCAACUUUCACUUAAUGUUGUUUCACGUGUGAUGGAUUUAUUUUUAAGUGAAGGUAUAGAAAUGAUUUUUCGUAUCGCUAUUGCGUUACUUGAAAUUCAUCAAGAUGAAUUAAUGUUUUUAUCAAUGGAAGAUAUGUUAAAACUUGUUCGUCAAUUAAUAAUGUUUGUACAAGUUGAUAAUAUUUUCCUUUUUAAUUCAUACCAUAAUCAUGUUUAUCCAUUUUAA